Xenopus laevis (African clawed frog) is the source of this 2687-nucleotide messenger RNA. RefSeq names its product solute carrier family 35 member A5 S homeolog (gene slc35a5.S). Gene Ontology annotation, biological process: pyrimidine nucleotide-sugar transmembrane transport. NCBI's taxonomy places the organism in Eukaryota, Metazoa, Chordata, Amphibia, Anura, Pipidae. Gene Ontology annotation, cellular component: Golgi membrane; membrane. The record is from RefSeq and is marked provisional. Gene Ontology annotation, molecular function: pyrimidine nucleotide-sugar transmembrane transporter activity.
UGUGGAGAUUGUAGUGGCAUGUUUACGAAUCAAUCGAUGACGUGUCUCCCAGGUGCGAGCGCCGUUAUAAUAAACCCCAAGAACGCUGGAAUGCGACAUGUCAAAUGAUUGCCAUGAGUUAUAAAUGCUGUUUAAACAGAGCAUGGCUCUCCAGAUCACAUUUACAUACAUUCCUGCUUGGCUUUACCUUCGUCAGUCUUGGCUCAAGUCGUCUACUUCUUGUGAAGUUUUCUGCCAAUGAAGAUAAUAAAUAUGACUAUGUUCCAGCCACAGUGAAUGUUUGCGCAGAGGCUGUAAAGCUCCUGUUCUGUAUGGCGAUGUCUGUUAGGAUAAUUAUGACGGAAAGACGUUCAUUUAGAUGCCAUGCAUCGUUAAAGCAUUUUUGUCAGUACAUGAAAUGGGCUGUUCCAGCAUUUCUUUACUUUUUGGAUAAUUUGAUAAUCUUUUAUGUUUUGGCUUACCUGCAACCAGCUAUGGCUGUGUUGUUGUCCAAUUUUGUUAUCAUUACUACAGCAGUUUUCUUCAGAUUAAUAUUAAAACGACAGCUGUCCUGUGUUCAGUGGGCUUCUCUAGUGAUAUUGUUCCUGUCCAUUAUGGGGCUCACUUCACAAAAUGACACUGCUCAUCACGAAGUAUCGGUCGAUGUUCAUCACCACCUUUUUCACUCCGCCCCCUCAAACAGCUGCACUUACCUAAAUAAGCCAGACACAGAAGCCCAUACUGUCAGCCUGAAAGCAAUAGCCAACUUUCAGUUUCUCCACCUCGGCCUGGGCCACUUCCUGAUCCUGCUGCAGUGUGUUAUUUCCGCACUGGCAAAUAUCUACAAUGAAAAAAUUUUGAAGGAAGGAGAACAGAUGUCAGAAAGCAUCUUUAUACAAAACAGCAAACUGUAUGUCUUUGGAGUUUUCUUCAACGGCCUCACCCUGGUUCUUCACGAUGAAUACUUUAGCAAAAUCAAAUCCUGUGGAUUUUUUUAUGGUCACAAUGGAUUUUCUGUUGCCCUUAUUUUUACGACGGCCUUUGUUGGACUGUCCGUGGCUUUUAUAUUGAAAUUCAGAGACAACAUGUUUCACGUGCUCACAGCGCAGAUAACGACUGUGAUCAUUACCAUUGUAUCCUACUUUGUGUUCAGUUUUAAGCCUUCCCUGGACUUCUUUCUGGAAGCACCUGUAGUCCUGCUUUCUAUAUUUAUUUAUAAUGCAAGCAGAAUAACAGAGUCCAGCGGUACCACAAAACGAGAGAAACUCAAAAUAAUAAAUGGAGAUGUAUGGGAACGCUCAAAUGGGGACGGUCAGGAGCUUGAGAAACUGACUGCAGCAAAUGAAGACUCUGAGACGGAUGAAGAAAUCUUCUAGCAAAUCAGAAACAUGUACUGAUGUCAAGCACCUUGAAAAACCAGUGGAACUUUAGUACAAGCAUGAGCAGUUUUAAAUUAUGCCAUUUUUGCCACACAGGACCACUAAAUGAGAAACACUUCCAUUAUGAUACUGAUUAAGGCUCCACAUUUGGGAGCGCUUACCACUUGGACUUUCAGCACUGGAGGAACCGCCAGAACAAUAGUGGAAAUCAAUAUUUUUUUAACAACCUCUUUUCUUUCCGGCAAUCUCUCUUGAAAAAGAUUGGUAUUGGGAUAUUGUUUGUGCUAGAUGAACUCCUAUCACAAAUGUGCCUUAGACUUGAAUAUUUUUUGUAUUUCUAAAAUAGGUCAUCCUGCGACAUUAAACCUGAAAAGAAACUUAUUCUACAUCCUAGAAAAUGCAUCUCUUUCUGGUUUGUGUCUGUGCGUUUGUAUACACGCUAUGAAAAAUGUAGAGAGAGACAAGAUGGUGGCUUCGUACUGCAGAUCUUAAUUAUACACUUCAUAUCCUUUAUUAGCUUUAAUUAGACAAGCCAUUAAUUAUGCCACCUUUUCCACACUAAAACAGAUGGGCUGCUGAUAAUCUACCUAGUUGUGACUGUUAGGGUCUGGCCACAUGAACAGAUUUGGGGAGAUUAAUCACCCCAGCGACAAAUCUCCUCUUUUUCGGGGCGCCAAUCUCCCCGAAUUGCCUUCCCCCUGCCCCCCUCGCCUGGGGGAAGGCACACGUGGCGCUUCGAAAACGAAGCUCCGUGUGUGGCUUCCCCCAGUCGAUUUUCAUUUUAGCCGGCAGAGGGCAGGGGGAAGGCAGAAAUCAUAAAUUUAAACUUACUAGUCACUGGAUCCUGUUUUGCUUUAAAGGAAAACUAUACCCCAAAAAUGAAUACUUAAGCAAUAUAUAGUUUAUUUCAAAUUAAGUGGCAUAUUAAUGAAUCUUACCAAACUGGAAUAUAUAUUUAAAUGGGUGGUUCACCUUAAAGUAAACUUUUAAUAUGUGAUAAAAUGGCCAAUUCUAAGCAACUGUUCCAUUGGUUUUCAUUAUUUAUUUUUUAUAGUUUUAUAAUUAUUUGCCUCUUUCUAGCUGACCCCUUCUAAAAAGCAAAUGCUCUGUAAGACUACACACAUAUUACUGCUACUUUGUAUUGCUCAUCUUUCUAGUAAGGUCCUCUCCUAUCCAUAUUCCAGUCUCUAAUGCAAAUCAAUGCAUGGUUGCUAGGGUAACUUGGACCCUAGCUACCAGAUUGUUUCUAAUGCAAAUUGAAGAGCUGCUAAAUAAAAAUCUAAAUAACUCAAAAACCUUCAAUAAUAAAAUAUGAAAACAAAAUGCAAA